Molecule: messenger RNA, 963 nt
Organism: Phyllostomus hastatus (greater spear-nosed bat)
Lineage: Eukaryota; Metazoa; Chordata; Mammalia; Chiroptera; Phyllostomidae
Product: ZAR1-like protein
Exons: 4
Coding region: 1-963 (320 amino acids)
Biological process (GO): translation
Cellular component (GO): cytoplasm
Molecular function (GO): mRNA base-pairing post-transcriptional repressor activity
Source: RefSeq, a predicted model, not a curated record
AUGGAGCACUUUGUCUGUGUUCCCCAGGGCCUGUACCAGGGAGCACACUUGGUUUUAGGCCAGCCUGAACUCUCUGACCACCAACAGCCCUACUGGAGGCAAAACGCUGGUGCCCCCACUUUCCUGGCCAGGACCGGGCUGGUGGUGCCCACGAAUAUUUGGGCCUACUGCAUGGAACCUUACAAGAGGGAGCGGCUUAAGGCCAUUCUCUCCCAGAUGAAUCCCAGCCUGAGCCUGCGGCUAUGCAAGGCCAAUACCAAGGAAGUGGGUGUGCAGGUGAGCCUGCGGGUAGACAGAUCCCUGCAGUGCUCACUGGGCCCUCUAACCCUGCACAGCUGCUCUCCUUGGGGCCACAGGGUCCCCAAGGCACCACCACCAGCUUGGGACCUCUAUUCACCAGUGACGGGCCUCAGGGGUUUGGUCUGGCUGCAGGAGGACAGGAAGGACGAGGAGAGGCAGGAGCUUUUGGGUUUCACUGAGGCCAGGCAUCAGCAGCAGAAGUCACUACCAAGGCCAAGGUUGCAAGAGGACAAGCAGGAGGAACUCUGGCAGCAGGACAAGCUGGGGAAGGAAGAUGACUUGAGUCCUAGGGAAACACGGAGUAAGCAGGCCCAGAGAGACACCCACCCGCUCAGGAAACCCAACAUCCAGUUUUUGGAAAGAAAAUAUGGCUACUUUCAUUGUAAAGAUUGUAAGACCAGAUGGGAGAGUGCUUAUGUAUGGUGCAUUUCUGGAACUAGUAAGGUUUAUUUCAAACAACUCUGUCGCAAAUGCUACCAGAGUUUUAACCCUUAUCGGGUAGAAGCAAUCCAGUGUCAGAUCUGUUCAAAAUCCCGUUGUUCCUGUCCUCGAAAGAAAAGACACAUUGAUCUAAGGAGGCCUCAUCGACAGGAACUGUGCGGCCGCUGCAAGGACAAGAGGUUCUCCUGUGGCAAUAUUUACAGCUUUAAAUGCAUCAUGUGA